Messenger RNA from Corylus avellana, 1130 nucleotides. RefSeq names its product acidic endochitinase. Gene Ontology annotation, molecular function: chitinase activity. The record is from RefSeq and is a predicted model, not a curated record. NCBI's taxonomy places the organism in Eukaryota, Viridiplantae, Streptophyta, Magnoliopsida, Fagales, Betulaceae. Gene Ontology annotation, biological process: carbohydrate metabolic process. Gene Ontology annotation, cellular component: extracellular region.
UUCACCAAUAUUCACAAGCCAAAGAAGAACCAAAACAUGGCAACCCAUAAUAAACAAGCAUCCUUCCUACUAUUCUCCCUACUAAUCAUCAUCUCUUUGUUCAAGUCCUCUCAAGCGGCUGGGAUUGCCAUUUAUUGGGGCCAAAGCGGCAAUGAAGGCUCUUUGGCUGACACUUGUGCAACGGGAAAUUAUCAAUAUGUGAACAUAGCUUUCUUAACCACAUUUGGUGGCGGCAAGACCCCCGUACUAAACCUAGCCGGACACUGUAAUCCCAGUGUCAAUGGUUGUACCCGUCUAAGCACUCCUAUCAAAGCUUGCCAAGCUCGAGGCAUCAAAGUCCUCCUUUCUAUUGGUGGUGGCAUCGGAAGCUACUCUCUUUCUUCGGUCGACGAUGCAAAGCAAGUAGCCAACUACCUUUGGAAUAACUACUUAGGCGGUAGCUCAAAUUCACGCCCUCUAGGCGAUGCGGUUUUGGAUGGUAUUGAUUUUGACAUUGAGGCUGGCGGUUCAAACCACUGGGAUGAACUCGCUAGGUCACUUAGCGGGUUCAGCCAACAAAAAAAGGUGUACUUAGCAGCAGCUCCACAGUGUCCAUUCCCAGACGCUCACCUAGAUGCCGCUAUCAAAACAGGCUUAUUUGAUUAUGUUUGGGUUCAAUUCUACAACAACGGUCAAUGUCAAUACGCAGGCAAUGCUAACAACCUUUUGAGUGCGUGGAAGAAAUGGGCCACGGUUCAAGCUAAGCAAGUGUUCUUGGGGCUGCCGGCGGCUGCCGCAGCUGCUCCAAGCGGUGGAUUUAUUCCGGCCGAUGUGCUCAAGGCUCAAGUUCUUCCAUCCAUUAAGAGUUCACCGAAGUAUGGAGGGGUUAUGCUUUGGAGCAAAUUGUUUGAUAAUGGGUAUAGUGCAGCCAUAAAGGGCAGCAUCUAGAUCGCAUGCAUGCCUAAUAAAUAAGUUACACAUCACAUGCGCGCAAUUGGUUUCCCUAUCUAUGGUGUAACAUCAUGUACUUUUAUGAGAAGUAGCUAGCCUCUGAAUAAGUUACAGAUCAAUAGAUGUUUCGCUACCUUUUAUGGAUAUUGUAACAUGCAUGUAUCUUUAUGACAACUACCCUCUUAAUUAGUACGCUUUAA